AUGCCCGAAGGGCUCCCGAUCGACUUUGAUCAGCCAUUGAACGGAACAAUGGCAGCAUACACCCAGCAGGUCGUCAUCUGCACUGGCCAGAGAGAUUGGGCCAGUCGCAUUGAGGAUGAUGGCAAGAGCCAAAGCUGGGGAGAGCUAGUUAGAGGCUUGAAGAAGCUGAUGGGCCGUGGUGGGCGCUAUGCGGAUCCGUUCAAUAACGUCUUGGUUUCGAACUCGUCCUUUAGUCCUUCAUCCUCCACCGCUACCGCCUCGGCAUUUCUCUUUCCCCGAUUCAUAUAUAUUCCUUCAAUUUUCGUGAAUGUCUCCGAGGAGCAAAAUGCGCAGACAGAUCUCGCAACGUUUGUCCAAGCCUUUCUUCUCCCGGAACAGCUAAAUCCUAUGCAAGAUUCCCUCUCCGAGUCUAAGCGGGCGAAAUUAACCCGCAAGCCUGAACUUGCAUCCAAUUUUCCAGAUGCCAUCGACAUUCAGUACUCUCCUGUUGUAUUGAUAUGCGGUCAUGGUGGUCGUGACAUGCGCUGCGGAGUCAUGGCGCCUGUCCUUGAAAAGGAGUUCAGCCGCGUCUUACGUGCGCGGGGGUUCUCAUCCGCCGGAGCGGACGGUAAUCCCACUGACAGCCCUGAGCAUGCCCAUGUCGGACUGAUCAGUCAUGUCGGUGGUCACAAAUAUGCUGGAAAUGUGAUUGUGUACAUUCCUCCCGGCAUGAAGGCAGGUGGCUCCCCUCAUCCGCUGGCGGGUAAGGGUAUUUGGUAUGGACGGGUUGAACCAAAGCAUGUCCAGGGAAUUAUAGAUGAGACUAUAAUGAGUGGAAGAGUGGUACUCGAUCAUUUCCGGGGUGGGAUUGAUCGCAAUGGUGAUAUCCAACGAGUAUAG
Molecule: messenger RNA, 879 nt
Organism: Aspergillus viridinutans
Lineage: Eukaryota; Fungi; Ascomycota; Eurotiomycetes; Eurotiales; Aspergillaceae
Product: sucrase/ferredoxin-like domain-containing protein
Exons: 2
Coding region: 1-879 (292 amino acids)
Source: RefSeq, a predicted model, not a curated record